AUGAAAAGAGGGCAACGAAAGCCCCCGAAAUCAGAAGCAAUUGAGCCUCCAAUACCGAGUACAGCAGCUCCGGAUGUAACUGUGAAUCAUGCGUCCAGAUUGCCGGUUGCUCCACCACAGUGCCCCGCCCAUGUGCCUGUCCCACAAAACCCUGGAGUAGUUGAGGUCUUGCCCAUGUUGAAGGAUGUUCCAUUGUCAGAUCGACAUGUAGUGUUCAUCCGGAAACUUCAGAACUGUUGCAUUAUGUUUGAUUUUUCAGAUACGAUGAAGUCUGCGCGUGAGAAGGAGAUCAAGAGGCAAAGCCUUGCCGAGCUUGUUGAUUUGGUGCAGUCGGGGUCAUGUAAGAUGAAUGAGAUAAUGCAGGAAGAGUUGGUUAAGAUGAUAUCUGUCAAUAUAUUCCGAUGUUUGCCACCUUCAACGCAUGACACGGGUUUGGAGGGCAUAGAUCCAGAGGAGGAGGAGUUGUUCAUGGAUCCUUUGUGGCCUCACUUACAACUUGUAUAUGAGUUACUUUUGAGAUAUGUGGUUUCAUCUGAUACAGACACUAAGGUUGCGAAGAAAUAUCUUGAUCACUCAUUUGUGUUGAAAUUGAUCGAUUUGUUUGAUUCAGAAGAUAUGAGAGAGCGUGAGUACUUGAAGACUAUUCUUCAUCGAAUAUAUGGGAGAUUUAUGGUUCAUCGACCCUUCAUAAGGAAUGCAAUAAACAACAUUUUUUAUCGAUUUUUAUUCGAGACAGAGAGGUACUGUGGAAUCGGUGAGCUAUUAGAGAUUCUCGGAAGUAUUAUAAAUGGGUUUGCAUUGCCAAUGAAAGAAGAGCACAAGUUGUUCCUUGUACGAACACUUAUCCCACUUCACAAGGCUAAAUGUGUUACAUCAUAUCAUCAUCAGUUGUCCUAUUGUACAACCCAAUUUGUUGAGAAAGAUUACAGGUUGGCUGAUUCUGUCAUUCGGGGUAUGUUAAAGUACUGGCCAGUUACAAAUUGUGGCAAGGAGGUUCUCUUCCUAGGAGAACUAGAAGAAAUAUUGGAGGUUACGCAGUCUGCAGAAUUCCAACGCUGCAUGGUUCCUCUGUUUAGACAAAUUGGACGAUGCCUCAACAGCUUGAAUUUCCAGGUGUCAGAAAGGGCUCUUUUCUGGUGGAACAAUGAACACAUAGUAAGCCUGAUUGCAGAGAACCGACAUGUUAUCCUGCCAAUAAUAUUUGACGCGUUAGAAAAGAAUAUACAAGGUCAUUGGAAUCAGGCAAUCCUUGGUCUGAGCUCCAAUGUCCGAAAAAUGUUCUUGGAGAUGGAUAUUGAACUGUUUGAAAAGUGUCAGAGACAGUAUGAGGAAAUGGAAGCAGGGGCAGGAGUACGAGAAGAGCGUCGUGAGUUAGCAUGGAAGAGACUAGAAGAAGUUGCUACUCAGAUCUAG
Messenger RNA from Fraxinus pennsylvanica, 1413 nucleotides. The record is from the annotation of a GenBank genome assembly. NCBI's taxonomy places the organism in Eukaryota, Viridiplantae, Streptophyta, Magnoliopsida, Lamiales, Oleaceae.